GUUAACUGUCACUGUCUGUCUCAUAACGUAGCCAGAGACACCAGACCCACAUUCUCCUUUAGUACGCCACCACACAGGCAGUAGCUUGGAGUGAGAGCAGAGAGGUGGGAGAGAGACAGCAGGGCUGGCUGAGGAGCAACCAGGGAGAAAAGAGAGGCAUUUACACAUCUCUCUCAAGGAGUGAUCAGUAAUACUUUGAGAGGAUGGCAGAAGGAGAUGGAGAGGAGGAGAUUCAGUUCUUGCGUACGGAUGACCAGGUUGUGCUACAAUGCACAGCCUCCAUUCUGAAAGAGCAGAUCAAACUGUGUCUGUCAUGCGAAGGCUUUGGGAACCGCCUCUGCUUCCUGGAGACCACCUCUAAUGCUCAGAAUGUGCCACCUGAUUUGGCGAUCUGCUGCUUCAUCCUGGAGCAGUCCCUGUCGGUACGAGCCUUACAGGAGAUGCUGGCCAACACCACGGAUCUCAAUGAGGCAGUCGAUUUGGACAAAUGGUCAUCUCAAGGAGGGGGCCACCGUACCCUGCUGUAUGGCCACGCUAUCCUUCUGAAACACACUCACUCCAGCAUGUACCUCAGCUGUUUGACUACCUCAAGGUCACUCACAGACAAACUGGCCUUUGAUGUGGGCUUACAGGAAGAUUCCACAGGGGAGGCAUGCUGGUGGACCAUUCAUCCUGCGUCAAAGCAGAGAUCAGAGGGAGAGAAGGUUAGGGUGGGAGAUGACCUCAUCCUGGUCAGUGUGUCCUCUGAGAGAUACCUGCAUCUCUCCUAUGCCAGUGGUGACCUCAUGGUGGACGCCUCCUUCAUGCAGACCCUGUGGACCAUGAACCCUGUGAUGUCUGGCUGUGAACUUGCGGAAGGCUUUCUGACUGGAGGCUAUGUUCUUAGACUGUUCCAUGGUCACAUGGACGAGUGCUUGGCUAUCCCUGCUGCCGAGCAAGGAGACAACCAGCGCAGAAUUGCUCAUUAUGAAGGGGGUGCUGUCUGUAGCCAUGCCCGGUCACUAUGGAGACUAGAACCCCUCCGGAUUGGAUGGAGUGGAGGUCACAUGAAAUGGGGCCAGUCGUUCCGAGUGCGUCAUAUAACCACAGGUCGCUACCUCUGCCUGGAUGAAGAGAAAGGACUGAUGGUGGUGGACUCUGAAAAAGCCAAUGCCAAGAUGUCAGCCUUCUGCUUCAGAAUCUCCAAGGAAAAGGUGGAGGUGGUUAAGAAGCGAGAUGUGGAGGGCAUGGGCACGCCAGAGAUCAAGUAUGGGGAGUCCAUGUGUUUUGUACAGCACAUCUCCACUGGCCUCUGGCUUACAUACGCCUCUGUCGAUGCCAAGUCCGCUCGCCUGGGACCUCUUAAGAGGAAGGCCAUCCUUCAUAAGGAGGGCCACAUGGACGAUGCCCUGACCAUGGCCCGCUCCCAGACAGAGGAGUUCCAGGCUGCUCGUAUGAUCUACAACACAGCAGGCCUCUUCACCCAGUUCAUCAAAGCGCUGGACUCUCUGAGUGGGAAGAACAAGUCAUCUUCAGGCCCCCCGUCUCUGCCCAUGGACUCAGUGGCCCUCUCCUUGCAGGACCUCAUCUUCUACUUCCAGCCCCCAGAGGAGGAGCUGGAGCACGAGGAGAAACAGACCAAACUACGCUCCCUUAAGAACAGACAGAACCUCUUCCAAGAGGAGGGCAUGAUCACCCUGGUGCUGGACUGUAUUGACCGACUCAAUGUCUACAACACGGCGGCCCACUUCUCCGAGUUUGCAGGAGAGGAGGCUGCCGAGUCUUGGAAGGAGAUAGUUAAUCUCCUCUAUGAGCUGCUGGCCUCACUGAUCAGGGGGAACCGGGCAAACUGUGCACUGUUCUGUGAUAAUCUGGAUUGGCUGGUCAGCAAACUGGACCGUCUGGAGGCCUCCUCAGGCAUCCUGGAGGUGCUAUACUGUGUUCUGAUUGAGAGUCCAGAGGUUUUGAACAUUAUCCAGGAGAACCACAUUAAAUCUAUCAUUUCUCUACUGGAUAAGCAUGGACGCAAUCACAAGGUGUUGGAUGUGCUCUGCUCUUUGUGUGUGUGUAAUGGGGUGGCUGUAAGGUCCAAUCAGAAUCUCAUCACAGAGAAUCUGCUUCCGGGUCGCGAUCUCCUCCUGCAGUCCAACAUCAUCAAUUAUGUCACCAGUGUGAGGCCCAACAUCUUCCUAGGAACGUGUGGAGGAUCAACUCAGUAUAAGAAGUGGUAUUUUGAGGUGAUGGUGGACCAUGUAGAGCCCUUCCUGACCGCCCAGGUCUUCCACCUGCGUGUGGGCUGGGCUCUGACUGAUGGCUACAGCCCCUACCCUGGAGGUGGUGAGGGCUGGGGUGGUAACGGGGUGGGGGACGACCUCUACUCAUACGCCUUUGAUGGACUCCACCUGUGGUCAGGACGAGUCCCACGUCAUGUCGCCACCCCCAACAUGCACAUUCUAGCCGCAGACGAUGUGGUCAGCUGCUGCCUUGAUCUGAGUGUGCCCAGUAUUUCGUUCCGUAUCAACGGGCACCCGGUGCAGGGCAUGUUUGAGAACUUCAACCUAGAUGGCCUAUUCUUCCCUGUCGUCAGCUUCUCUGCAGGCGUCAAGGUUCGUUUUCUCCUGGGAGGGCGUCAUGGAGACUUUAAAUUCCUCCCACCCCCAGGCUAUGCUCCAUGCUAUGAGGCUGUGCUGCCCAAGGAUCAACUGCAUAUUGAGCCCAUCAAGGAGUAUAAGCAUGAUGUCAAUGGUGUCCGCAAUCUGUUGGGGCCUACACAGUCCCUCUCGCACACAGCCUUCACCCCUUGCCCUGUGGACACAGCACAGAUUGUGCUUCCACCUCACUUGGAGCGCAUUCGGGAGAAGCUGGCAGAAAACAGCCAUGAGCUAUGGGCUGUCACUCGCAUUGAACAAGGAUGGACCUAUGGGUCGUUCCGAGAUGACAACAAGAAACUGCACCCCUGCCUGGUAGAUUUCCAGAGCCUGCCAGAGCCAGAGAAGAAUUACAACCUUGCCAUGUCAGUAGAAACACUCAAGACUCUACUGGCGCUGGGCUGCCAUGUGGGCAUGGGAGAUGAGAAAGCAGAGGAGAACCUGAAGAACAUCAAGAUGCCCAAGACGUAUAUGAUGAGUAGUGGAUACAAGCCGGCCCCUCUGGACCUCAACCAUGUCAAGCUGACACCCAACCAGACCAACCUAGUGGAGAGACUGGCAGAGAAUGGGCACAACGUGUGGGCUCGUGACAGGGUUCACCAGGGAUGGACCUACAGCAUUGUACAGGACAUAACGAACAAGCGCAACCCGCGCCUGGUGCCAUACAACCUGCUGGACGAAAAGACCAAGAAGACCAACAGAGACAGUGUCUGUGCAGCUGUCCGCACUCUCAUCGGCUACGGUUACAACAUUGAGCCACCUGACCAAGAGAGCAGUGGUCAUGGGGAAGGUCAUUCCCGUGAAGAUAAGAUCCGGGUGUUCCGAGCUGAGAAGUCAUACGCGGUGACCCAGGGGAAGUGGUACUUUGAGUUUGAUGCUGUGACUGUGGGGGAGAUGAGAGUGGGUUGGGCCAGACCCAGUGUCCGCGCUGACAAAGAGCUGGGAACAGACGAGCUCGCCUAUGUAUUCAAUGGUUUCAAGGCUCAACGUUGGCAUGUGGGCAAUGAGCCGUUUGGUCGUAUCUGGUUGCCAGGUGACGUGGUGGGCUGUAUGAUUGACCUGGUAGAGCAGAACAUCUUCUUCACCCUGAACGGAGAGAUGCUCAUCAGUGACUCUGGCUCUGAGAUGGCCUUCAAGGACAUUGACAUAGGAGAUGGUUUUAUCCCUGUGUGUAGUCUGGGCCUGUCUCAGGUUGGCCGGCUCAACCUGGGCCAGAAUGUCAGCAGCCUGCGCUACUUCACCAUCUGUGGCCUUCAGGAGGGCUUUGAACCCUUCGCCAUCAACAUGAAGAGAGACAUUACCAUGUGGUUCAGCAAGAGCCUGCCCCAGUUCAUUCCUGUUCCUACAGAACACCCUCACGUUGAUGUGUCCCGUGUGGAUGGGACGGUGGACAACGCUCCCUGUCUGAAACUGACCCACAAGACCUUCGGUUCUCAGAAUGCCAACACCGAUCUGCUGUUCCUGAGGCUCAGUAUGCCCGUGGAGUUCCACGAGACCUUUAAAAUCAUGGCUGGGACCACCCCCCUGACACGAACCCUGACCAUCCCCGAGGACCAGGUCCUGGAGGUGGACCCCGACUCUGACUUUGAGGUGCUGAAGAAGUCUGCUAGGCGCACAGAGAAGGAGGAGGAGAAGGAGCCCUCUGUGCCUAAGGAGAUCUCCGUCAAUGGAGGAGAGAACGUGAAAGAUGCCUCUACAGAGAAGAGCAAGAAGAAGGGGUUCCUGUUCAAGGCCAAGAAGGCAGCUUUCACUCCGCCCCCUGUUGUUCCCACCAUGCCCCGCCUGAUGGAGGAAGUGGUCCCAGACGACAGAGAUGACGAUGACAUCAUCCUCAACACCACCACAUACUAUUAUUCAGUGCGAGUUAUUGCGGGACAAGAGCCCAGUGGGGUGUGGGUAGGCUGGAUCACCCCUGACUACCAUCAGUACGACCUGCACUUUGACCUCAGCAAAGUAAGAAAUGUCACAGUCACCGUGGGAGAUGACAAAGGCAACAUACAUGACAGUAUGAAGCGCAGUAACUGCUACAUGGUGUGGGGAGGGGAGUUCAGCAGCUCCCAGCAGACCCGUGUCAGUCAGGAGGACUUUGUGAUUGGCUGCCUUAUUGACCUGGACACAGGACUCAUGACUUUCACAGCCAAUGGAAAAGAGAUCAACACCUUCUACCAGGUGGAGCCCAACACUAAACUGUUCCCAGCUGUCUUUGUCCUGCCCUCCAGUCAGAACAUGCUGCAAGUGGACCUGGGGAAGCUGAAGAACAUCAUGCCUAUUUCAGCAGCCAUGUUCCGCAGUGAGCGUAAGAACCCGGUCCCUCAGUGUCCUCCCAGGCUGGAUGUCCAGAUGCUGACCCCAGUCAUCUGGAGCCGUAUGCCCAACCACUUCCUGUCCCCAGAGACGGGCCGUGUGAACGACAGGCACGGUUGGAUGGUGGAGUGUAGAGAGCCUCUCACCAUGAUGGCCCUGCACAUCCCUGAGGAGAACAGAUGUAUUGACGUCCUGGAGUUGUCGGAGCGUAUGGACCUGCUGAAGUUCCACUACCACACUCUGAAACUGUACGGCUCGGUCUGUGCUCUGGGGAACAACCGCGUGGCUCACGCCCUGUGCAGCCAUGUUGAUGAGUCCCAGCUAUUCUACGCCAUAGAGAACACCUACCUGCCUGGACCGAUGAGGAGCGGCUACUACGAUCUGCUCAUCAGCAUGCACCUGGAGUCGGCCAAGAGGAACCGCCUCAUGACCAAUAAGGAGUUCAUUGUGCCCAUGACUGAAGAGACGCGCAGCAUCAACCUCAACUCAGACACUGACAAAUCCCAUGCUUUACCAGGGGUGGGCCUCACUACCUGUCUGCGCCCCAAACUCCACUUCUCCCCCACUGGGUUUGUAGGGACAGACCUGGAUAUCUACACCCUCAGCCCCUUCAUCCCCCUACAUGUGCUGAAGGCGAAGGCCCUGACCAUGCUGACCGAAGCUGUCCAGGAUGGUGGUCAAGCCAUGAGGGAUCCUGUAGGAGGCAGUGUUGAGUUCCACUUUGUCCCCAUCCUCAAGCUUAUCAGCACCCUGCUCAUCAUGGGUGUGUUUGAGAAUGCAGAUGUCAAGCACAUCCUGAAGAUGAUUGAGCCCACAGUGUUCAGUGGAGAGGCAGAGGAUGCUGCCCAGGGAGAGGGGGACCAAACACUGGCCCUCAAAGAACGGGGAUUGGAGGUGAAGGAAGAAGAGAAGGGAGCAGUAGAGAGCGGACAUGAAACAGAAAUGGAGGAUGAGGGGAUGGGUGAGGAAGAUGAGGAAAUGGAGGCAGAGCUGGAGGAGUUGGAGCCUAUAGAAAAAGAGGAAGACGGAGAGAAAGUGGAUGGAGAGAAAGGUGCUGAGGAGACGGAGAAGGAGGUGAAGCCUGGAGAGGCAGGAGAACAAGUAGGUCUGGAAGAGGGAUUACUGCACAUGAAGCUGCCAGAGUCUGUCAAGCUACAGAUGUGCACUCUGCUGCAGUAUUUCUGUGACUGUGAGUUGCGCCACAGGGUGGAGGCAAUCAUAGCCUUCUCAGACGAGUUUGUGAGCCAGGUGCAGGCCAACCAGAGAGCCCGCUACAAUGAGCUCAUGCUGGCGUACACCAUGAGCGCUGCUGAGACCGCUCGCAAGACCCGCGAGUUCCGCUCCCCACCACAGGAGCAGGUCAACAUGCUGAUGAACUUGAAGAACAUUGCGGAGGAUGAGGAUUGUCCUGUGCCUGACGAGGUCCGCGAUGGCCUGCAGGCUUUUCACAAGAACCUGCUGUUUCACUGCAGUGUACAUAUCGAAGAGGAAGAGGUAGAGGAGGAGUUGGAUAUGUCUCUCAAAGGACGACUCCUCCGAAUGCUGGACAAGUGGAGGCACCUCCGUAAGAAGAAGGUAGAGGAGGAGGAACCUGAGGAGGAGACCAAACCCAGCACCCUCCAGGAGCUGAUCUCCCACACCAUGGUCCACUGGGCCCAGGAGUCAUUCAUCCAGAACCCUGAGCUGGUGCGUCUGAUGUUCAGCCUGCUGCACCGUCAGUAUGACGGGCUGGGGGAGCUGAUCCGGGCCCUGCCCAAAGCCUACACCAUCAAUGCCAUCUCCAUAAAGGAUACCAUGGACCUGCUGGAGUGCCUGGGACAGAUCCGCACGCUGCUCAUCGUCCAGAUGGGCCCCGAGGAGGAGAGGCUCAUGAUCCAGAGCAUCGGGAACAUCAUGAGCAACAAAGUGUUUUAUCAGCACCCCAACCUGAUGCGAGCGCUGGGCAUGCACGAGACUGUCAUGGAGGUGAUGGUCAACGUGCUGGGUGGUGGCGACUCCAAGGAGAUCAGAUUCCCUCUUAUGGUCACCAACUGCUGUCGUUUCCUGUGCUACUUCUGUCGUAUCAGUCGUCAGAACCAACGCUCCAUGUUCGAUCACCUCAGCUACCUGCUUCAGAACAGUGGCAUCGGCCUUGGAAUGCGUGGCUCCACCCCUCUAGACGUAGCUGCAGCAUCCUGUAUUGAUAACAAUGAGCUGGCUCUGGCUCUACAGGAACAAGACCUGGAGAAGGUGGUGAAGUACCUUGCAGGCUGUGGGCUUCAGAGCUGUCCCCAGCUCCUGGCUAAGGGUUACCCUGACAUUGGCUGGAACCCUUGUGGCGGAGAGAAAUACUUGGACUUCCUCCGCUUCGCUGUCUUUGUCAACGGAGAGAGCGUAGAGGAGAAUGCCAAUGUGGUGGUGCGUCUUCUGAUCCGUCGGCCAGAGUGUUUUGGCCCGGCUCUGAGAGGAGAGGGUGGGAACGGCCUGCUGGCUGCUAUAGAGGAGGCCAUCAAGAUCUCUGAGGAUCCUGCCAGGGACGGCCCCACUGUCAAGAAAGACAGGCGCUUCCCCGGCAUGUUCCCUGGUGGAGAAGGGCAGCAUGAGGAGAACAAGGUGCAUCUUGGGAAUGCCAUCAUGUCCUUCUACUCAGCUCUCAUUGACUUGCUGGGACGCUGCGCUCCAGAGAUGCAUUUAAUCCAGGCUGGGAAGGGUGAGGCUCUGAGGAUCAGGGCCAUCCUGAGGUCCCUGGUGCCCAUAGAGGACCUGGUGGGAGUCAUCAGCCUGUCUGUCCAAAUCCCAGACUUUGGAAAGGAUAACAGCAUCAUUGAACCCAAGAUGUCUUCCAGUUUUGUGCCGGACCACAAGGCUCCCAUGGUGCUGUUCCUUGACAGAGUGUAUGGUAUUGACAACCAGGACUUCCUGCUCCAUGUGCUGGAGGUGGGCUUCCUGCCUGACAUGAGGGCAGCUGCUUCUCUGGACACAGCGGCUUUCUGCACCACAGAGAUGGCCCUGGCUCUGAACCGCUACCUCUCUCUGGCCGUGCUGCCCCUCAUCACCAAGUGUGCCUUCCUGUUUGCCGGCACAGACCACCGGGCCAUCAUGAUCGACUCAAUGCUGCACACCAUCUACCGUCUGUCCCGCGGACGAGCCUUCACUAAGGCCCAGAGAGAUGUUAUUGAGGAGUGUCUCAUGGCUUUGUGCAAAAAUCUACGGCCAUCCAUGUUACAACACCUGUUGAGAAGGCUGGUGUUUGAUGUACCAAUUCUCAAUGAAUAUGCCAAAAUGCCACUUAAGCUUUUGACCAAUCACUAUGAGCGUUGUUGGAAGUACUAUUGCCUGCCCAACGGCUGGGGCAACUUUGGAGUGUCAUCAGAGGAGGAGCUGCAUCUCACCCGCAAACUCUUCUGGGGCAUCUUUGAGUCCCUGGCCCACAAGAAAUUUGAUGCUGAGCUGUUCAAAAUUGCCAUGCCGUGCAUAUGUGCCAUUGCUGGUGCCAUUCCUCCAGAUUAUGUAGAUGCCAGCUACUCCUCCAAGACUGAGAAGAAAGCCUCGGUGGAUGCAGAGGGAAACUUUGAUCCCAAACCAGUGGAGACCACAAAUACUAUCAUCCCUGAGAGAUUGGAUGGUUUCAUCAACAAAUAUGCUGAAUACACACAUGACAAGUGGGCUUUUGAAAAGAUUCAGAAUAACUGGACGUAUGGAGAGAUGUUGGAUGAAGAUUCUAAAACUCACCCCAUGCUCCGACCGUACAAAACAUUCUCAGAGAAGGACAAAGAGAUCUACCGUUGGCCCAUCAAAGAGUCCAUGAAGGCUAUAAUUGCGUGGGAGUGGACUCUGGAUCAAACGAGGGAAGGAGAGGAAGCCAAGACUGAGCAAAAGAAGGCGGCUCGGAAAAUCUCUCAGACUGCACAGGCAACGUACGACCCCAGCCAAGGCUACAGUCCCCAACCGAUUGAAAUCUCCCACAUGGCACUGUCAAGAGAGCUGCAGUCCAUGGCAGAACAGCUUGCAGAGAACUAUCACAAUACCUGGGGUCGCAAGAAGAAGAUGGAGCUGCAGUCCAAAGGAGGAGGCUCCCACCCUUUGCUUGUACCCUACGACACCCUGACAGCAAAGGAAAAGGCACGAGACAGGGAAAAGGCUCACGAGCUUCUUAAAUUCCUUCAACUCAAUGGAUUUGCAGUCACCAGGGGGAUGAAAGACAUGGAGUCAGACAUCUCAUCUAUCGAGAAGCGCUUUGCUUAUGGUUUCCUGCAGAAGUUGUUAAAGUGGAUGGAGAUCGCCCAGGAGUUCAUAGCUCAUCUUGAGGCUGUGGUGAGCAGUGGCAGAGUGGAGAAGUCGCCUCAUGAGCAGGAGAUCAAAUUCUUUGCAAAGAUCCUGUUGCCCCUGAUCAAUCAGUACUUUAAAAACCACUGUCUGUACUUCCUGUCCACACCGGCCAAAGUCCUGGGUAGUGGAGGACAUUCCUCUAACAAGGAGAAAGAGAUGAUUGCCAGCAUCUUCUGUAAAAUGGCUGCUCUGGUGAGACACAGAGUUUCUCUCUUUGGAAAUGACGCCCCUGCUAUUGUCAACUGUCUUCACAUCCUGGCACGAUCUCUCGACGCAAGGACGGUGAUGAAGUCUGGGCCUGAAAUCGUGAAGGCAGGGCUCAGGUCAUUCUUUGAGGGUGCAGCUGAUGAUAUAGAGAAGAUGGUGGAGAACCUCAAACUGGGAAAGGUGUCUAAAGGCAACCAGCAGGUGAAAGGCGUGUCCCAGAACAUCAACUACACCACCAUUGCUCUGCUCCCAGUCCUCACCUCCCUGUUCGACCACAUCUCUCAGCACCAGUUUGGAGAUGAUGUCAUUUUGGAUGAUCUCCAGAUGUCGUGUUACCGCAUCAUGUGCGCCAUCUACUCGUUGGGUACUGUCAAGAACCCUCAUGUGGAGAGGCAGAGGCCAGCCCUGGGGGAGUGUCUGGCCCAUCUGGCGGCUGCUAUGCCUGUGGCCUACCUGGAGCCCCAUCUCAAUGAGUACAACUCCUUCUCUGUUUACACCACCAAGACCCCCAGAGAAAGAGGCAUCCUGGGUCUGCCCAAUGAGGUCCAGGAGUUAUGCCAGGACAUACCAGAGCUAGACGUUCUAUUGAAAGAGAUCGGGGACUUGGCAGAGUCAGGUGCCCGUUACACAGAGAUGCCCCAUGUAAUCGAGAUAACUCUGCCCAUGCUGUGUAACUACCUGCCCCGCUGGUGGGAAAGAGGAGUAGAGAACUUCCCUGAGCUGGAGGGCCAGAUCUGCACCGACGUCACCUCUGAGCAGCUCAACCAGCUGCUGGGCAGCAUCAUGAAGAUUGUCGUCAACAACCUGGGAAUUGACGAGGCCUCCUGGAUGAAGAGGCUGGCUGUCUUCUCCCAGCCUAUUGUGAGCAGGGCCAAGCCAGAGAUGCUCAAGUCCCAUUUCAUCCCCACCAUGGAGAAGCUGAAGAAGAGGACAGGGAAGGUGGUGGCAGAGGAGGACCACCUCCGUAUGGAGGGGAAGGCCGAGGGGGACGAGGAGGAGGGCACCAUCAGGGAGGAGUUUGCUGUGCUCUGCAGGGACCUGUACGCCCUCUACCCUCUCCUCAUCCGCUAUGUGGACAAUAACAGGGCAAGGUGGUUGACAUGCCCAGACCCAGAUGCAGAGGAGCUCUUCAGAAUGGUUGGAGAGGUCUUCAUAUUCUGGUCCAAAUCUCAUAACUUCAAGCGAGAGGAGCAGAACUUUGUGGUGAUGAAUGAGAUUAAUAACAUGUCUUUCCUCACUGCUGACAGCAAGAGCAAGAUGAGCACGGGCAACGACUCAGAGGCUGGUGGCUCAGAUGUGGAGCGUACCAAGAAGAAAAGACGAGGAGAUCGUUAUUCAGUGCAGACGUCACUUAUUGUGGCUGCCCUGAAAAAGAUGCUCCCCAUCGGCCUCAACAUGUGCUCCCCUGCUGAUCAGGAGCUUAUCAACCUGGCCAAGAUACGAUACUCUUUGAGGGACACGGAUGAGGAAGUAAGGGAGUUUUUGCAAAACAACCUGCAUCUUCAAGGCAAGGUGGAGAACCCGUCCAUGCGCUGGCAGAUGUCCCUGUAUAAGGAGAUGGCAGGGAAGGCUGAGAAUGCUGACGCUCCAGAGAAGGUGGUGAAGAGGGUGCAGGAGGUGUCAGCUGUUCUCUAUUACAUUGAGGUGACGGAGCACCCCUUCAAAUCCAAAAAGAUGGUGUGGCACAAACUGCUGUCCAAGCAGAGACGCAAGGCUGUGGUAGCCUGCUUUAGGAUGACUCCACUCUACAACCUACCCAGGCAUAGAGCUUCCAAUUUGUUCCUGGAAGGAUACAAACGCAACUGGAUCCAUACUGAGGGCUACUCCUUUGAGGACAGAAUGAUAGACGACUUGUCUAAAGCCAUGGAGCAGGAAGGAGAGGAAGAGGAAGAGACGGAGACCAAGCCAGAUCCCCUUCACCAACUCAUUUUGCAUUUCAGCCGUACCGCUCUCACAGAAAAGAGUAAACUUGAUACAGAUUACCUAUAUAUGGCAUACGCUGAUAUUAUGGCAAAGAGCUGCCACAUUGGUGAGGAGGACGAAGGGGGAGAGGAGGUGGAGGAAGGGGCUGAGGAUGAGAUGUCCUUUGAGAUGCGACAGACAGAACUGGAAAAAGAGAUGGAGAAACAGAGACUUCUGUACCAGCAGUCCCGUCUCCAUAACCGUGGGGCGGCUGAGAUGGUGCUGCAGAUGAUCAGUGCUUGCAAAGGUGAGACUGGCUGUAUGGUGUCCUCCACCCUUAAACUGGGCAUCUCCAUCCUAAACGGUGGUAACGUUGAGGUUCAACAGAAAAUGCUUGAGUACCUGAAGGACAAGAAGGAUGUUGGCUUCUUUUUGAGUGUCCAGGCUCUAAUGCAGACAUGCAGUGUCCUGGACCUGAAUGCCUUUGAGAGACAGAACAAGGCAGAGGGUCUGGGCAUGUUGUCGGAGGAGGGAACAAGUGAAAAAGUCAUGUCAGAUGAUGAGUUUACAUGUGAUCUGUUCCGCAUGUUGCAGCUGCUCUGUGAGGGCCACAAUGACGAUUUCCAGAACUACUUGCGGACACAGACAGGCAGCACCACCACUAUCAACAUCAUCAUCUGCACUGUGGAUUACCUCCUCCGACUGCAGGAGUCAAUCAGUGAUUUCUACUGGUAUUACUCUGGGAAAGAGAUCAUCGAUGAGCCAGGCAAGAAGAACUUCUCCAAGGCCAUGACAGUGGCUAAACAGAUCUUUAACAGUCUGACUGAGUACAUCCAGGGUCCGUGUACAGGCAACCAGCAGUCCCUGACCCACAGCAGGCUGUGGGAUGCAGUAGUAGGCUUCCUCCACGUCUUUGCCCACUUAAUGAUGAAGCUGGCACAGGGUAAAGACUCCAGCCAGAUUGGCCUGCUGAAGGAGCUACUGGACCUCCAGAAAGACAUGGUGGUUAUGUUGCUCUCUCUACUAGAGGGUAAUGUGGUGAACGGCACCAUUGCCCGUCAGAUGGUGGACAUGCUGGUGGAAUCCUCCAGCAACGUAGAGAUGAUCCUCAAGUUCUUUGACAUGUUCCUCAAACUGAAGGACAUUGUGGCGUCAGACGCCUUCCGUGAUUACGUGACUGACCCCCGAGGGUUAAUCUCUAAGAAAGACUUUCAGAAGGCCAUGGACAGCCAGAAACAGUAUUCUCCCUCCGAGAUCCAAUUCCUGUUGUCCUGCUCAGAGGCUGAUGAGAACGACAUGAUAAACUUUGAGGAGUUUGCCGACCGCUUCCAGGAGCCAGCUAAAGACAUUGGCUUUAACAUUGCAGUGUUGCUAACCAACCUGUCUGAACAUGUGCCUCAUGACCUCAGGCUGAAGAACUUCCUAGAGCAGGCAGAGAGUGUACUCAACUACUUCCGCCCCUUCCUGGGCCGUAUAGAGAUCAUGGGUGCCAGCAGGAAGAUAGAGCGUAUUUACUUUGAGAUCAGCGAGGUAAACCGCACACAGUGGGAGAUGCCUCAGGUCAGAGAGUCCAAACGACAGUUCAUCUUUGAUGUGGUUAAUGAGGGGGGCGAGUCGGAGAAGAUGGAGAUGUUUGUCAACUUCUGCGAGGACACUAUCUUUGAGAUGAACAUCGCCUCCCAGAUCUCGGAACAGGAGGAGGAGGAGAAGGAGGAGGAUGAUGAUGAUCCAGCUGAAGGAGGAACUGAUGCAGGAGGAGGAGGUGGAGAUGAAGAAGGCAAUGGAGAGGAAGGAGAGCCAGAGUCCAUCUCUGCCUUUGCAGACUUCAUCAACAGCUUAUUGAACUUCCUGAGUAUCUUCACAUUCCGUAACCUGCGACGGCAGUACCGCAGGGUAAGGAAGAUGACCAUCAAGCAGAUAGUGGUGGGUCUGGCUACCUUCUUCUGGACUAUCCUCAUCGGCAUCCUGCACUUCAUCUACAGUGUAUGUAAGGGCUUCUUCCUGCUCAUCUGGCAAACUCUAUUUGGCGGAGGCCUGGUGGAGGGAGCAAAGAACAUCACGGUGACAGAGAUCCUGGCCAGUAUGCCUGACCCCACCCAGGAUGAGGUGCAUGGGGACCUGCCAGAGGAGCCUGAGGUUGGGAAGGAGCAGGAGGCAGAAGGGGUGACUGACCAAAUAGACACAGGCGGUGGAGAGGAGGAGGAGGAGGAGGACAAAAAAGACAAGGAAGGUGGGGGGACCCCACGCAUCGAUGCUCCUGGUGGACUUGGUGACAUGGGAAUUGAGGCCACUGUUGAGCCUCCUACUCCCGAGGGAACUCCUUUGACCAAGAGGAAACCGCAACCAGAGGAGGGUGCUGCUGCAGCAGCUGAUGGCCAAGCUGUUGAUGGCCAAGCAGCUGAUGGCCUAGCUGCUGAACUGGCUCCUGCCAUAAAGGAGCCCCCUCCAGAGCCUGAGAAGGCAGACACUGAAAGUGGAGAGAAGGCCGAGAAAGAAGCUGAGAACAAAGAGGAGAAGCAGGAGGAAGCGAUAGAAAAGAAACCCAAGUCUAAGAAAGAUAAGAAGCAACACAGGGAGCAAGGGUUCCAACUCUGGACUGAGCUGGACAUCCAAAGAAACAAAUUCUUGAACUACCUCUCUCGGAACUUUUACAAUCUGCGUUUUCUGGCACUGUUCAUUGCAUUUGCCCUGAACUUUAUUCUACUCUUCUACAAGGUGUCGGACAGCCCCCCUGGAGAAGGUGAUGAGGUGGAGGGCUCUGGCAUGUUUGAGGGCUCAGGGUUGGGAGUGCUGUUUGAGGGAAGUGGGCUGUUUGAGGGCUCAGCGGAGGAGAUGGAGGGAUCUGGUGGGGAGGAAGGAGGAGACGAGGAAGAGGAGGGGGGCCCAGUCUACUUCUUCUUGGAGGAGAGCACUGGCUACAUGCAGCCCACCCUCACCUUCCUGGCUACCCUGCACACCGUCAUCGCCUUCCUCUGCAUCAUCGGUUACAACUGUCUAAAGAUCCCUCUUGUGAUCUUUAAAAGAGAAAAGGAGUUGGCCAGGAAACUGGAGUUUGAUGGUCUUUACAUCACAGAGCAGCCUGAGGAUGAUGACAUCAAAGGCCAAUGGGACAGACUGGUACUCAACACACUCUCUUUCCCAAGCAACUACUGGGACAAGUUUGUUAAGCGAAAGGUCCUGGAUAAGUAUGGAGAUAUUUACGGCAGAGAGAGGAUUGCAGAGCUCCUAGGCAUGGAUUUAGCCUCGUUGGAUGUCAGUCAACAAACUGAUAAGAAGCUGGAGGAACCCGACAAUUCUACGUUGGCCUGGUUUACGUCUAUUGACUUCAAGUACCAGAUCUGGAAAUUUGGAGUUGUGUUCACAGACGGGACUUUUCUCUAUCUGUGUUGGUACACGAUCAUGUCCUUUCUUGGACAUUACAACAACUUCUUCUAUGCCUGUCACUUGCUGGACAUAGCCAUCGGUGUGAAGGAUCUGCGUACUAUCCUGUCCUCUGUCACCCACAAUGGGAAACAACUCAUGAUGACAUUGGGCUUGUUGGCAGUGGUGGUGUAUCUCUACACUGUAGUGGCCUUUAUCUUUUUCCGCAAGUUUUACAACAAGAGUGAAGAUGAGGAUGAGCCGGAUAUGAAAUGUGACGACAUGAUGACUUGCUACCUCUUCCAUAUGUACGUGGGCGUGCGUGCUGGCGGUGGCAUAGGGGACGAGAUCGAGGACCCGGCAGGAGACGUGUACGAGCUCUACCGGGUCGUCUUUGACAUCACCUUCUUCUUCUUUGUCAUUGUCAUCCUGUUGGCCAUCAUCCAGGGUCUGAUCAUUGAUGCCUUCGGAGAGCUCAGAGACCAACAGGAGCAGGUUAAGGAAGACAUGGAGACCAAGUGCUUCAUCUGUGGAAUUGGAAGCGACUACUUUGAUACGACGCCGCACGGCUUCGAGACCCACACCCUGGAGGAACACAACUUGGCCAACUACAUGUUCUUCUUAAUGUACCUCAUCAACAAAGAUGAGACGGAGCACACUGGCCAGGAGUCGUAUGUGUGGAAGAUGUACCAGGAGCGAGCGUGGGACUUCUUCCCUGCUGGCGACUGUUUCAGAAAGCAAUAUGAGGAUCAGCUUGCAUAACCAUACUGUAACGUACUACUACAAUUAGUAAGUUUAAUAACAUACUGUAACGUACUACUCCAAUUAGUAGGUUUAAUAACAUACUGUAACGUACUACUACAAUUAGUAAGUUUAAUAACAUACUGUAACGUACUACUCCAAUUAGUAGGUUUAAUAACAUACUGUAACGUACUACUACAAUUAGUAAGUUUAAUAACAUACGGUAAUGUACUGUUACGAUUGGUAGGUUUAAUAACAUACUGUAACGUACUACUACAAUUAGUAGGUUUAAUAACAUACUGUAACGUACUACUACAAUUAGUAGGUUUAAUUACAUACUGUAACGUACUACUACAAUUAGUAGAUUUAAUAACAUACUGUAACGUACUACUACAAUUAGUAGAUUUAAUAACCAUACUGUAACGUACUACUACAAUUAGUAGAUUUAAUAACCAUACUGUAACGUACUACUACAAUUAGUAGAUUUAAUAACAUACUGUAACGUACUACUACAAUUAGUAGAUUUAAUUACCAUACUGUAACGUACUACUACAAUUAGUAGAUUUAAUAACCAUACUGUAACGUACUACUACAAUUAGUAGGUUUAAUAACCAUACUGUAACGUACUACUACAAUUAGUAAGGUUAAUAACAUACUGUAACGUACUACUCCAAUUAGUAGGUUUAAUAACAUACUAAACCAGACUGAAAUAGCUGUACUAUACUGUAACCAUACUAAACCAGACUGAAAUAGCUGUACAAUACUGUAACCAUACUAAACCAGACUGAAAUAGCUGUACUAUACUGUAACCAUACUAAACCAGACUGAAAUAGCUGUACUAUACUGUAACCAUACUAAACCAGACUGAAAUAGCUGUACUAUACUGUAACCAUACUAAACCAGACUGAAAUAGCUGUACAAUACCGUAACCAUACUAAACCAGACUGAAAUAGCUGUACUAUACCGUAACCAUACUAAACCAGACUGAAAUAGCUGUACUAUACUGUAACCAUACUAAACCAGACUGAAAUAGCUGUACUAUACUGUAACCAUACUAAACCAGACUGAAAUAGCUGUACUACACUGUAACCAUACUAAACCAGACUGAAAUAGCUGUACUAUACUGUAACCAUACUAAACCAGACUGAAAUAGCUGUACUAUACUGUAACCAUACUAAACCAGACUGAAAUAGCUGUACUAUACUGUAACCAUACUAAACCAGACUGAAAUAGCUGUACUAUACUGUAACCAUACUAAACCAGACUGAAAUAGCUGUACUGUACUGUAACCAUACUAAACCAGACUGAAAUAGCUGUACUAUGCUGUAACCAUACUAAACCAGAUUGAAAUAGCUGUACUAUACUGUACGGACCAGGGUGAAGGCACAUUUAUAGUGCUAGACCAAAAGAGGGCUUUUGUCCCUCUCGUUCGAAUAGACCAAACACAUGCAAACUAAAUGACUGCAUUUAGAAUAUGUGUUUGUUACCAUGUCAAUUCUUGAAAUGUGUGAAUGAAUGUGGGAAAUACUCCCUAUUGCCAGCACACACAAAUAUGCACAAUAAUGAAGUGCAUAUGUAGCAAUAACAAUUACAUAUUUCAAUCAAUGUCAUCUCUCACACACAGUGCACAUUGUUUGUCUGUGUUUGUAGACAAUACGAAUGUACAUUUCUGUCAAAUUUCAGUGCCUAAAUCGUUUGAACAAACUUUAUUAGUUGCAUUGUUGUACUACUUUGUACUAUAAGCCCAACUAGAGUAUAGUGGCUGGUACUUUUAUAAAAAAUGUAAAACAGAAAUACCUCAUUGACAUAAGUAUUAAGUAACUAUUUAAGUAACAAGGACUAAAUACAAGUACCACAUUUGUGACAGUUGCUUAUUUUCUCUCUCUCUCUCUCUCUCUGAGUGAUCGUUUGGAGUGACUACGUGGGAGAUAGUCACAGAUUACAUUGAUUUUUCCUUUAAAACAAUGCACUCUGAGACUAAUGACACAACAAUCUCUUUGAUAAUAUUUGACUAUUCCGCUUGAAUUUCCAUCCCACUGGAACAGCUCUAUAACCACUCAUACAGUACAUUGAAUGUGUUGACUGCCGUACUUCUUUAAAUGCUCUUCAACUGCUACUUUUCAACUGACAACAUUUGUGUUGCAUACACUACAGCUUGUCCUGAAACCUUAAUAAUAAUGUUGAUUAUUCUUAUUUUUCUCAAUAGAACUAAUUAUGGUUACUGUGCUGUUAACGUAGUAACUAGGGUUUGUGUAUUUUUUCGUUUUUAGUUUAUUCAAUGUUUUUUGAAUGCUGACUCUAGUCUGUGAACACUAUGAAUGCAUUAUUGUAUCCAAUACAUUGUUUAGUUUAAGAGAACUCACAACUUUGUGUUCUUAAAACAAAGAAUGGUUUAUUAAUGAGUUUGUUCAUUGGUUUAUUAAAUAAAGGUAUUGAUGCACUUGCA
Molecule: messenger RNA, 17895 nt
Organism: Salmo salar (Atlantic salmon)
Lineage: Eukaryota; Metazoa; Chordata; Actinopteri; Salmoniformes; Salmonidae
Source: RefSeq, a predicted model, not a curated record